AUGGAGAAGUCAGAAGAGAGCUAAUAUCUGUUGGAUGAACAGCGCCCACGAUACCGGCAUCACGAUCACCGGCACAAUGCCUAGUGGCACGAGUAGGCAUUAUGUCGUCAAUGCUGAUACGGAUAAGACGUUUGAAUCAUCAAAAUCGCCAGCUUUGAAGCGAACAGCAGGCGCUCAUUUGGUUCCGGUGACCGUAACCAGGCAGGACGGUGCUCCCACUGUAUAUUUCUGA
Haemonchus placei is the source of this 232-nucleotide messenger RNA. Lineage: Eukaryota; Metazoa; Nematoda; Chromadorea; Rhabditida; Trichostrongylidae. The record is from the annotation of a GenBank genome assembly.